Molecule: messenger RNA, 1029 nt
Organism: Hyla sarda
Lineage: Eukaryota; Metazoa; Chordata; Amphibia; Anura; Hylidae
Gene: MORN5
Product: MORN repeat containing 5
Exons: 5
Coding region: 92-610 (172 amino acids)
Source: RefSeq, a predicted model, not a curated record
AUUUCUAAUUGGACAGCGGUCGUCACGUGGCCCUUGGUCGUCAUGGUGAAGCUUCAUAUACUGUUGUCAUAGGGACGCCAGACGGGAAGUGAUGGAGUACACGGGCAGUCGAUAUGACGGGGAGCACCAGAAUGGCAGACUGGAGGGUAAAGGAGAAUACAUCCUCCCCACAGAAACCCGCUAUGAGGGAGAGAUGAAGGACGGCAUGUUUCAUGGACAAGGAACACUCUACUUUCCAAAUGGCAGUAAAUAUGAAGCUCGAUGGGAUUCCGGUAUUGCACUUGAGGGUAAAUACACGUUUGCAGAUGGACUUGAGUAUGAAAAGGAGAAAUGGCACUACUGUGAUGGCUAUGACAGAAGAUUUUAUACUGAAAUUUGCAAUGGCCUGAAGCCUGCAGGACGUUCACAACUUACAAAUCUACAUCCCCCUCGACAAAUCCCAGAAGGUUGUUAUGACUGCGGGGAUGGAUUCUACGACCCUGUCAGCAGAGUCGUGAAUGACUACCAGCUCCGAUUCCUGAGGAAUGCCGAUGAUGAUGAACAUGAAUGGAUCAUUCAGACCUGUCGAAAAGGAUGGGAUGAAGUUACAGGAUACAGGCCUAAGCCCUAGGACCAGCACUGGCAUCUCACAUGUGUUAUAGGGCUCAUAAAAUAAGGACUUUAAAGGUGUCCACUGACACCUUUCUGUGUCUCUUCAUCUUCAAAAUAGAUUUAUCAAUAAACUAAGAAUUGUAUAAUGUGUUACCAAUGUCAAGUCACUUGUUGGUGCCGAGGAAAAUGUCUGAAAAAAGUAAGAAAUUUCUCUAUUGUGUACCAUGUACAUGUGAAAGGGUCUGUAUGCUAAUUUAAAUAUUUAUAAAUCUAGUUUGUAAAGCCAGGUCCGACGUCCUCUGCUCUGCACUGACAAGUGACCUCCUUCUGCUCCGAGGGGUGAUAUCGGGGCGUCACUUGUCAGUGCAGCUAAGAGGAUGUCUGACCUGCCGUGACCCUGCACCACCAAAGGACACAGGACAGGUAAAAAAAAAAAAA